CUCAAUCAAAGCCGCCAUUUUACUUGUAUUGUAUCGCCAUUUCGUUUCUUUCGUGAGAUGGAGAAUUGGACAAGAAAGUGAGACAGAAAUAAAAUAUUCUGAAUCCUUUCCUAAUAUUUGUGUAAUUUAAAGUUGUUAAAAGUAAUAUAGGCACGAAAAUUAUAAGCAGACAAACGAGAUGUACAGCUGAUUGAAAUUGUGUGAUGAAAUAAUUGAUGUGUCGAUAUGUUCACUACGAACACCGUACAAACCGGCACGGUGCCGACGCUGCAGUAUCAAGAGCAUCCAACCCAAAAGUCACAAGGAAAAAACAUUGAGAACGUUCAACAAAAGAAUGCUCAACAGACUCAACAAACUCAGCAGCAACAACAACAGGAGUUCCCAACAUUCUGUUAUACUACAAAUGUCAACAUGAUUGGCAAACUGGGAACCGGUACCACAAGUGGUGCUGGGAAUGUAACCAGCGGAGUAAAUAUAACUCAACUUACUACAAGUGACGAUAAGACUUGUUAUAUAGCCCAACCAUUUUCAUACAACUAUGCAUUAGUGAAUCAAAUGCAAAUAGCUCCCAAUGGAAUCCAGAAUACAAUAUCAAAUAUUAGUUUUAAGUGUGAUGUCUGUGGUCUUAUGUUUGGGCAUUUAACUCUUCUGAAUGCUCAUAAAAGGAUACAUGCUCAAGAUACAGAGAGCAAUAUAACAGUUGUAGCGACCGGUGUAAGUACUGGAAAUGAUGUUGCAAUGCCACCACACAUUCAAAUCCUCUCCUCUGAUCCCAAUGAGCAGCAGCAACACCAUGUGCCAAUUCAAGACACUAAACCAGUCAUAAUAGAAAAAGUACAGAAAUGUAUUACUUGUGGUGGUCCUAUACCCAAUAACCCUAAAAGAAAGGGACCUAAACUAAUACGCUGUGAAAACUGUAUUGCACAAGAUUCUGUGGAUCAAAGGAAUAAUCAAUUGAAUGCAACACAAAUAUUUGUGGCGGCGGAAGAUAAUGUGAAAUUUGAAGUGAGCAAUGUGACUACAGUGCAGCCAUCUGCCGACCCACUGUCAACCACACAGACCAAUCAACAAACGCAACAACAACAGAAACCUUUACCUGGACACCAUCCUGUCAAGAGGAGAAACCUAGCAUCAGUAACAAAAUGUCAGAACUGCAACGGUUCAGGCAUUAUUUUUGUAGGCGGCAAUAAGAAUAAAUUAAGUAAUGCUAAUUUGGACAAGCCAUUCCACUGUAAUAUCUGUGGAGGAUCUUUUGCAAGAUAUUCCUCAUUGUGGUCACAUAAGAAGUUGCAUUCUGGUGAAAAGAAUUUCAAAUGUGGUAUCUGUGGUAUCGCAUUUGCUAAGGCGGUUUAUCUUAAGAAUCAUUCAAGAAUACAUACUGGAGAAAAACCGUACAGAUGUAAUACUUGCGGCAUGCAGUUUUCACAAUCACCACAUUUGAAAAAUCAUGAAAGAACUCAUUCUGGAGAGAAACCAUAUGUUUGUGAAGUCUGUGACAAAGGAUUUGCGCGGCACGCUACUUUAUGGAAUCAUCGGCGUAUACACACCGGAGAGAAACCAUACAAGUGUGAAACAUGUGGAUCAGCAUUCAGCCAGGCAGCCCACCUUAAGAACCAUGCGAAAGUGCAUUCCGGAGAGAAGCCUUUCAAGUGUGAUAUUUGUACGGCUGCUUUUGCAGAUAGAUUCGCGCUAAAGAGACAUCGGGGUAUUCACGACAAAUAUGGUCAAACAACACCAUUACCUUCAAGAAUACAACAAAACCAACAAGAGCAACAACAGCAGCAAACACAACAGAACAAUGAUCAACAGAGCACACAACCAGCUGUGGAAGUGGAACUCCAUGCUGAACAAACACUUUGAGCUUCAUGUCUUCCAUGUGUUUUGAGAUAAUCCCACCCUGUCAUUAAUUCAACAACAUUGAUGACAAAAAUGUCUAUAGCUCAAGCAACUAUGACUGUGUGAUGGCCAGAGACAUGUUAUUGUGAUAUAGAUGGCCGAAGUGUAUUCAGUGAUCAAUAGUAUUUCUCAUCAAUAGAUAUUUCGAAAGAUAUACAAUUUUAAUAUACAUAGUUAACGCAGCGGCAUAAAUGACUUACAUGUUAUGUGUUCAUGUAAUAAUAAUACGCAGGUGAUACAUCAUAAUAAUAUUUAAAAGGUUUCCCAUUAUUAGGAGUUUGUUUUACAUAUUAAUAAGGUAUACUCUCUGGUUGUUCUUAGCAGUCUCUUCUAGCACUGUCCCUUGGAGCAAGAGUUGUCACCCACCUGGGUGUAAAUUUUUCUCAAGUGUUCACUUUCAAACCAUACCAAAAGAGACUGCUUACUGGUAUUUACUCUUCUCAAUAUAACUGGUGUUCAAUUACUGUGUUCAAGGGGACUACUAGGAACAAUUGAUAAUCUCAACGAUUAUUUAGCCUUUUAAAAUAAUUGGCUGUGGAACACAACAUUUUAAUUUUUAUGCUCCAGUAUCUGUUGUGAUUUUUUAUCAAAACAUUGUAAAUAAAUUGAAUUCAGGUGCAUCACUAAGCCUAUGUGAUUUAGUAUUUGUAGCAUAUCCAAGAGAUGUCAAUGAAUUUUUGUUAUAUAGAUUAUGGAUGGGAUGAACUUACUAAUAUUAGAAGCAAUACUUUGUUAUUACAAUUAUGUAGAUAAAUGGUUCUCUGCAAUAUUUUAUUCAGAAUAGUGGAUAAACAAUUUACUCUUUAUUUUUUAUAUAUAGAUGUUAAUUAUCUAAUACAUUUUGAAGUAAGUGCAGCUCAUCCAGAGGCACCCGCAUCACAGUGAUGCAUUUUAUAAGUUAAACCUGGAAUUUUUCAUUAAGGAAUAUAGUAAAAUUUUUGUCUAUAA
Spodoptera frugiperda (fall armyworm) is the source of this 2844-nucleotide messenger RNA. Its product is annotated as zinc finger protein 665. The record is from RefSeq and is a predicted model, not a curated record. NCBI's taxonomy places the organism in Eukaryota, Metazoa, Arthropoda, Insecta, Lepidoptera, Noctuidae. The transcript has 11 exons. Bases 226 to 1860 code for a protein of 544 amino acids.